CGCCCUGGAAGAGCUAAGCUCUGACAACCAAGAAGUCACACGAAAAUCAAAAUUGUGUGCCGAUCGGUUUUUGGUCGCACAACGAUGCUGAAACAAUAGAUAUUGCGUGUCGCUAUGCAGCCAUUACGCCGAGAAGGCGGCGGGCAGCCGAGUUGACUGCGCCCAUCGUGCCUGCAUGGACCUGGCUCAAUAGUGCCCGCCCAAACACUCUUGCAAUACUUGGUGAGCACACGAUAUAUUAUAACUUACGCUGCUGACAUACAUAAAGAGGUGUACUAAAGCGUUCGAGAUAGGCCGAUAAGUCCAAACAAUUCUGUGACGCGCCCCCCUGCGGGCGCUCGCAAGGCACGAUGGAGGACUUCGUGCAGCCCCCAUUCUUGGUCAUUGCAGACACGCUAUUCGUGCUGUCAUGCUGUAUGCUGUUCGGUCGACUGCGAGAUUUUGUAUGCUGGCUUCUAAAUCCGUUUGGUCAGCGAAAGAAGGGCAAGGAGGGCUAUGCGCAUAUCCGUGACCCUACUGAGGACUUCUACCUCCGUCGUAUGUAUGGACGCAUUGUGGACUGCUGGAACCGGCCCAUCAGCAGUGCACCCGACGCCUGGUUUGACGUGAUGGACCGCAAGCGCAUCAAGGAGCCUUCCGGCCAGGAUGUUGCGGAGAUUGUGAACACCGGCACCAGCACCCGCUGCCUGAACCUGGCUUCCUACAACUACCUGGGCUUUGCCGCCUCCGACCCCUACUGCACCCCCCAAGUCGUUGACACCAUUGGUCAGCUGGGCGUGAGCGGCUGCAGCCCGCGCGUGCUUGGCGGCACCACCGUGGCGCACACGGAGCUGGAGGACCUGGUGGCACAGUACCUGAACGUGGAGGCUGCCAUCACGUACGGCAUGGGCUUCGCCACCAACUCCUCCACCAUCCCCGCGCUGGUGGGCAAGGGCUGCCUCAUCCUGUCCGACUCGCUGAACCACUCGUCCAUUGUGGCGGGCGCGCGGCAGAGCGGCGCCAAGAUCAAGGUGUUCCGUCACAACGACGCCAAGCACCUGGAUGCGCUGCUGCGGCAGUCCAUUGCGGACGGCCAGCCGCGCAGCCACCGGCCGUGGAAGAAGGUGCUGGUGAUUGUGGAGGGCGUGUACAGCAUGGAGGGAGAAGCAUGCAACCUCAAGGACGUGGUGGCGGUGUCCAAGCGCCACCGGGCCUACAUCUACCUGGAUGAGGCGCACUCCAUCGGCGCGCUGGGCGGCACGGGGCGCGGCUGCUGCGAGCACUGGGGCGUGGACCCGCGCGACAUCGACAUCAUGAUGGGCACGUUCACCAAGUCGUUUGGCUCGUGCGGCGGCUACAUCGCCGGCAAGAAGCCCGUCAUCGACUUCCUGCGCCGCCACUCGCCCGCGCACCUGUACGCUUGCGCCAUGGCGCCCGGCUGCGUCAAGCAGGUGACGGCGGCUCUGCAGGUGGUGAUGGGGCUGGACGGCACGGGGCGCGGCGCGGCCAAGGUGCAGCAGCUGCACGACAACGCCAACUACACGCGCGCGCGGCUGCUGGAGAUGGGGCUGGACGCGCUGGGCAGCUGGGACUCGCCGGUCAUGCCCAUCAUGACCUACAGCCCAGCCAAGAUGGUGGCGCUGUCUCGCGAGCUGCUGCAGCGGCGCAUGGCCAUGGUGAUCGUGGGCUUCCCCGCCACUCCGCUGCUGCUGACGCGCAGCCGCAUCUGCAUCUCCGCCGCGCACUCGCGCGAGGACCUGGACUGGGCGCUGGAGCAGCUGGACGAGCUGGCCACGCUGUGCAACCUGCGCCACGGCAACACCGCGCUCAAGGCUCACAUGGAGGCGUCGCUCAAGGACCACAUCCGCCGCCACUUCGGCGAGGCCGCGGCCGCCGCCGCCACCGUGGCAGGCCUGGCGAACGGCACCUUUGACCCCUACUCCUACCGCGCCGGCGGCGGCAAGAAGGCCGUGGCGACCGUGGGCGGCAAGGGCGGCAAGGAGGUGCAGGAGAAGGACGGGCGCAAGCACGGCCACGUGGCGUCAGCGUCGGGUCAGCAGCAGCAGCAGCAGGCGGCGGGCAGCGGGCCGGCCUCGCCACAGGCCAAGCGCGCGCGGAAGGAGUCGUCGGGCAACGGCAGUGCCAAUGGCAACGGCGUGGCGCAUGUGGAGCCCGCGGCGGCGGCCGUGUCGGCGCCGGUGGUGGUUGCGGCCGCGAACGGGGUUCACCACGGCGGCGCCAUCACUGCAGAGGUGGAGGUGCAGAUGAGCACCGGCAAGGCGGGCAGCGGGAAGGGCGGGAAGGCGGCGGCAGCCAACGGCGGCCACGUGAGGAACGGCAAGGCGAGCGGGGUGGUGGCCAACGGCAACGGCUUCCACCGCAGCUCGAGCCCGGUGGCGAACGGCCGCUCGGAUGUGAAGGCCUACAUUCGCACCGAGGCGCUGGUGUCGUGAGGCCUUUUGCGUCUCGAGCAAUGAGGCGUUUGCGUCGUGAGCAUGAGGCGUUUUGGCGCGUGAGUUUCAGAGUGAAGCGGCGAAGGGAAGUGGCAACGGGUGGUUGAAGGCGACGGGGGGCUCAGGGGCUCGGCUGUUGUCGGGGGCGCUGCGUAUGCCCCCGGCAAAGGCUGCGCUGGUGCAGCACUGAGCGGGAGGGCGGAGGCCGCAGGAGGGCCGCUUGCCGUGAGCUGGCCAGCGGCUGGGGAGUUGAGACUCGUGGCGUACCGGGGCUGCGGUCUGAGCGGCUUGCAUGCUCCAAGGAGGCUACAGGUGCGCGCGGCUGGCAGCAUGUUUGUGUCGCGCUUUUCCGUCUGCCGGGGGGUUAUGUACAUGAAACGGCAGAGUGCGCAUGCGGCGUUGCGGUAGAAACGGACACGCGGACCGUCUUGCUUUGGUGUAUAGCUUUUUGUAGGUCAUUGCUUGGUCCCGUUUCGUCAUUACAAUUCUUGUGCGAGUGUGAAGAGCUUGUUUCAGCGGUGAGGCGGACCGGGAGCGGCCCCGUAAGCAGGUGGAGCCCUAGGUAUGGAUGCUUGCGGGUGCUUGGCCUUUGGGACUCGUCACGUACCGUACUACUGAUUAUGUUAGAUGACGGACGAUCCCAUUUCCAGUUGCUCUGGAAGCGUUCGGCAGGCGACGCGAGAGCAGAGUAGGGGUUGCUUAAUGCGGCCAGGUGUUUGUGCGCCCGGGACCUCGACAGUGGAACACGUACCGUAUUACGACAACGCCUGAUAGCAUGCAGCCGAGCCCUGUGAUUACCUAGCACGCGGCCCUCUCAGAUGACCUCCUUGAUUGCUGGCUUGAGCACCGUGUUGGGUGCCUGCAUGCCAUCGCUGUGAUACUAUGUAUGUUCCGAUUAGUGCAGAUUAGAUCAGUGCGACUCGCUCGCGCGCGUGCAUGGGGGUUGACCGACAUGCAUGCUGCAGAGCGUGCGGCCACAGGCGGCCAAGGGUACGCGAUUGUAACUCCCAAGCAUU
Molecule: messenger RNA, 3448 nt
Organism: Chlamydomonas reinhardtii
Lineage: Eukaryota; Viridiplantae; Chlorophyta; Chlorophyceae; Chlamydomonadales; Chlamydomonadaceae
Exons: 14
Coding region: 351-2432 (693 amino acids)
Biological process (GO): sphingosine biosynthetic process; ceramide biosynthetic process
Cellular component (GO): serine palmitoyltransferase complex
Molecular function (GO): pyridoxal phosphate binding; serine C-palmitoyltransferase activity
Source: RefSeq, a predicted model, not a curated record